AACACCAGGCUUUAGGAUUCGUGUUUGAGACAAGUCCCAGGGUGGAGCCGGAAUUUACCUUUGUACUUUAUGCAGGUCAGGUUUGGUGGCAGUUAGCUGGUUAUCUUCUGGAACUGGCUGCCAUCCUGACACGUCUCGAACUGCAAGCAGGUCCUACCCACGAUCCACCAUGACCUCAUAUGCCCUUGGGCUGGCAGAAGAGUCCAGCCGAAGCCCUCGUGAGUCUGAACUGGCUGUGAACCCCUUUGAUGGACUCCCCUUCUCUUCCCGCUACUACGAGCUGCUUGAGCAGCGCCGAGCCUUGCCUAUCUGGGCUGCUCGCUUUAUCUUCUUGGAGCAGUUGGAGAGUAGCCCCAGUGGAGUGGUGUUGGUGUCUGGGGAGCCUGGCUCUGGCAAGAGCACCCAGAUCCCUCAAUGGUGUGCAGAGUUUGCACUGGCCAGGGGCUUCCAGAAAGGCCAGGUAACUGUAACUCAGCCCUACCCUCUGGCAGCACUAAGCCUGGCCCUUCGGGUUGCUGACGAGAUGGACCUGACUGUGGGUCAUGAGGUUGGAUACAGCAUCCCCCAGGAGGACUGCACUGGACCGGACACCCUGCUCAGGUUCUGCUGGGACAGGCUGCUCCUGCAGGAGGUGGCCUCAACCCGGGGCACUGAAGCCUGGGGUGUGCUAGUGUUGGAUGAGGCUCAAGAGCGGUCAGUGGCCUCAGACUCACUCCAGGGGCUGCUGCGAGAUGCCAAGCUGGGAAACCUCCCAGGGGACACCAGAGUGGUUGUGAUAACUAACCCAGCUCUUGAACCCAAGCUCCAAAACUUCUGGGGCAAUCCUCCUAUUGUCCAUGUCCCCAGUGAGCCUUGUGGGAGUCCCACCGUCAUCUACAGGGAUGCUGUCCCUGCUGACCGGGUAGAAGCCACCUGCCAGGCUGUGCUUGAGUUGUGCCAAGAGGAGUCUCCAGGUGACGUGUUAGUGUACCUGCCCAGUGAGGAGGAAAUUUCCCUGUGCUAUGAAUCCUUGUCCAGGGAAGUGCAGUUCCUGGACCCCCGAGGGCCUUCCCCACUGUUGCUGCCCCUUCACCCAGGCUGUGGUCAAGCUGUUCAGGCUGUGUAUGAGGACAUAGAAGCAGGUACCCGAAAAGUCGUGCUUACUCACUGGCUGGCUGAUUUUUCCUUCUCCCUCCCUUCCAUCCGACAUGUCAUUGACUCAGGAUUGGAGCUUCGGAGUGUUUACAAUCCUCAGAUCCGAGCGGAAUCCCAAGAGUUGCGGCCCAUCAGCAAGUGUCAGGCAGAGGCAAGACGAGUGCGGGCAAGAGGGUUCCCACCAGGGUCCUGCAUCUGUCUGUAUCCUAAGUCCUUCCUAGAACUAGAGGCUCUCCCAAUGCCCCAACCCAGGGUCUGUGAGGAGAAUCUGAGCCCCCUGGUGUUACUACUAAAAAGAAGACAGAUUGCAGAGGCUAGAGAGUGCCACUUCCUGGACCGACCUGCUCCAGAAGCACUGAUGCAGGCACUGGAAGACUUAGACUACCUGGCUGCCCUGGAUGAUGAUGGGAACCUGUCAGACCUGGGAAUCAUCCUCUCCGAGUUCCCCCUGCCCCCUGAACUGGCCAAAGCCCUGCUGGCCGCCUGCGAGUUUGACUGUGUGGCUGAAAUGCUCACCCUUGCAGCCAUGCUCACUGCUGCCCCUGGGUUUACCCGUCCUCCGCUCUGUGCUGAAGAAGCCGCUCUGCGCCGUGCCCUGGAGCACGCGGAUGGUGACCAUAGCUCUCUCAUCCAGGUGUAUGACGCCUUUGUACAGAGUGGGGAGGAUGAGGCUUGGUGUCAGGCUCGGGGUCUAAACUGGUCAGCAUUGUGUCAAGCCCGUAAACUUCGAGGAGAACUCCUAGAACUCAUGCAGCGAAUUGAACUUCCUUUGUCCCAGCCAGCCUUUGGCUCUGAGCAGAACCGCAGAGACCUUCAGAAAGCACUGGUGUCAGGAUACUUCCUCAAGGUGGCCCGAGACACAGAUGGAACUGGAAAUUACUUGCUUUUAACCCAUAAGCAUGUGGCCCAGCUUGCCCCAUACUGCUGCUACAGAAGCCGGAGGGCCCCAGCCAGACCCCCAACUUGGGUGCUUUACCACAAUUUCUCCAUUUCCAAAGACAACUGCCUAUCCAUUGUUUCUGAGAUUCAGCCACAGAUGCUGGUGGAGUUGGCACCCCCGUACUUCCUAAGUAACUUACCCCCAAGUGAGAGCAGAGACCUCCUGAACCAGCUGAGGGAAGAAAUGACAGAUUCUUCAGCAGGGAGUGAAUCCUCCUCUACCCAGGAACUCGGAGAUGCCUGUGUCCUGCAGUGACCUGCCUAAGGAAUGAAACUGACCUCAUCUCCCCACAUUAGAUCCUCCCUUGGGCUAGCACCAAGGCAGCCAGAUUUAGAAGCCCAAAGUUUAGGGUCAAGUGUAAAUCCUGGAGCCUGACUCCCAAGAACUGAUGGGCUGGGAGUGGAGGGAAUGGGGUGGAGGGAAACUACAGUCUACGUAGUAUAGGACUCUUUCCUU
Chrysochloris asiatica (Cape golden mole) is the source of this 2530-nucleotide messenger RNA. It is a transcript of the gene DQX1, whose product is annotated as DEAQ box RNA-dependent ATPase 1. The transcript has 12 exons. The coding region runs from base 170 to 2329 and encodes 719 amino acids. Gene Ontology annotation, molecular function: RNA binding. The record is from RefSeq and is a predicted model, not a curated record. Gene Ontology annotation, cellular component: intracellular anatomical structure; spliceosomal complex. NCBI's taxonomy places the organism in Eukaryota, Metazoa, Chordata, Mammalia, Afrosoricida, Chrysochloridae.